Molecule: messenger RNA, 660 nt
Organism: Uloborus diversus
Lineage: Eukaryota; Metazoa; Arthropoda; Arachnida; Araneae; Uloboridae
Exons: 1
Coding region: 1-660 (219 amino acids)
Source: RefSeq, a predicted model, not a curated record
AUGACAAGUACAUUAAAAAUCCUAAAGAAGAAACGCGGAGGUUUAAGAACACAGACUUCAAAACUGUGUAACAAAAUAGAUACAGCACUAGAAAGUGAGGAAAUCGCAGCAGAGCAGAAAAUUGAUCUGUUAAGUAUUUAUAAAGACCAGUUAAAUGAAAAGUAUGACUGCUUGAAAAAAUUAAAUUCGGAUAUCCAAGAUCUGACUGCCGAGUCAGAGUUUGAAAAUGAAAUAGAAACUUCUGAACAUUAUAGCGAAAGAAUAAUAGAAUUUCGGUACAAGAUUACUAAGUUUUUAAAUGAACGUGCUGCUGAAAGUCAAAAGGAAUUGUUUGAGUCAUCAAUCUCGAAAGAUGAAAGUAAUUCUCAAUCCUUCAAAAUUGAGCGUUGUAUGAAACUUCCUAAACUUACCAUACAUAAGUUUUAUGGGGACAGCAGUUGCUGGUUGGAAUUUUGGGGCCAAUUUUCUAAUGCCAUUGAUAAAAACAAAAGUUUAUCUCCUAUCGACAAAUUUUCAUAUUUGAAGUCUCUACUUGGUGGCAGCGCUUAUAAUGCUGUUGCUGGAUUUUCACUUACGGCAGAAAAUUACAAAUCAGCUGUAGAUUUGUUGAAAAACAGAUAUGGUAGAAAUGAUUUAGUCAUUAAUGCGCAUAUGGAGUAA